AUGGGUGGGUCAGCAUUCAUCAACCUCCAGGUACAGCGGUAUGUUGGCUUCCAGAAGAUGCUUCUGCUCCGAAUGCCCUGUACGAAUGCCUACACGGGUACACGGAAAAUAUGCGAUUAA
Messenger RNA from Echinococcus granulosus, 120 nucleotides. RefSeq lists its product as hypothetical. Lineage: Eukaryota; Metazoa; Platyhelminthes; Cestoda; Cyclophyllidea; Taeniidae. The transcript has 2 exons. The record is from RefSeq and is a predicted model, not a curated record. The coding region runs from base 1 to 120 and encodes 39 amino acids.